Molecule: messenger RNA, 1883 nt
Organism: Cynara cardunculus var. scolymus (artichoke)
Lineage: Eukaryota; Viridiplantae; Streptophyta; Magnoliopsida; Asterales; Asteraceae
Product: alternative NAD(P)H-ubiquinone oxidoreductase C1, chloroplastic/mitochondrial
Exons: 11
Coding region: 76-1698 (540 amino acids)
Biological process (GO): aerobic electron transport chain; phylloquinone biosynthetic process
Cellular component (GO): chloroplast
Molecular function (GO): NAD(P)H dehydrogenase (quinone) activity
Source: RefSeq, a predicted model, not a curated record
UUGAAACCACCGCAAUCCACAUACACCUUCUUCUUCGUCGUCGUCUCGUGUCUCCAGUCUCCACGGAUUAUAACAAUGGCACAUCUCAAUGCUGCCGCCUCCGCUUUAUCUGCUUCAUCAGUUCUCGCUCCUCUCAAUCGUAGGGUUGUUAAUUUGGGUAAACUGUUCCACGGUUCUUCUUUGGUUAAAAUUCAUUCUAAUUCGUUGUUCCUUGCGAGUACUCCAAGGAGUAGACAAUUACGUCUUGUUAGUUCUGCAAAUGGGGGAACUGCAGGGAGCAUGGAAGUUUCUCAAGAGGAGGCUGUGAAACCUUAUUCAUGGCCCGAUAAGAAGAGGCCAAGGGUGUGCGUACUGGGUGGCGGAUUUGGAGGUCUAUAUACUGCUUUAAGGUUAAAUUCACUCACAUGGCCUGAUGACAAGAAGCCUCAGGUGAUCCUUGUUGAUCAAUCUGAACGUUUUGUCUUUAAACCCAUGUUAUAUGAGCUUCUAACGGGAGAAGUAGAUGCAUGGGAGAUUGCUCCAAGGUUUUCAGAUUUGCUUGUCAGCACCCCGGUGCAAUUUUUAAGAGACAGGGUGAAAGUCCUCAGUCCAUGCGAUCAUCUGGGAAUGAAUGGGUCCACCGUAUCUGGCUGUGGAGGAUCUGUUCAACUUGAAAGUGGUCUUGUUAUUGAAUAUGAUUGGUUGGUACUUUCUUUAGGAGCUGAACCCAAGCUUGAUAUCAUACCAGGUGCUGUUGAAUUUGCACUACCAUUCUCGACCCUGGAUGAUGCUUGUAAGGUAAAUGACAAGUUAACGAAAUUGGAGCGUGAGAACUUCGGUAAGGAAAAUCCGAUUCGUGUGGUGGUUGUCGGACUUGGUUACUCUGGAGUUGAACUGGCUGCAACAGUAUCGGAACGACUACAGGGUAAGGGAGUUGUGCAAGCAAUUAGUGUUGACUCCUCAAUCUUACCAACUGCUCCUCCUGGAAAUAAGGAAGCUGCUUUGAAGGUCCUCAACUCGAGGAAUGUUCAACUUCUACUAGGGUAUUUUGUCCGCCGCAUAGGAAAAGCAGGUGAUUUCAGGAGUUUUCUGGAGGAAUCAGAUAUUACAGCAAAUGGCAACGAUCCUGAAAAGUUGGUCUUGGAGGUGCAGUCUACUGAAAAAGGGUCAAAAACUCAACUUUUGGAGGCUGAUUUGGUUCUGUGGACUGUUGGGAACAAACCUUUACUUCCUCAACUGGAACCGAAUGCUAGACCCUUUGACCUUCCCGUUACUGCCAGAGGACAAGCAGAAACAGAUGAAACUCUUCAAGUCAAGGGCCACCCACGCAUAUUUGCCGUCGGUGAUUCUUCUGCUUUGAGAGAUCCAAAAGGAAAAUUGCUUCCAGCCACUGCACAGGUUGCAUUUCAGCAGGCAGAUUUUGCUGGUUGGAACAUAUGGGCUGCUAUCAACAACCGUCCACUACUGCCAUUUAGGUUCCAGAAUUUGGGCGAGAUGAUGGUCCUAGGGAGAUUUGAUGCUGCCAUUACACCGAGUUUUAUCGAUGGUCUAACAUUGGAGGGCCCUGUCGGUCAUGCUGCUAGGAAACUAGCCUACUUGAUCAGGUUACCUACUGAUGAGCACCGUGUUAAAGUUGGAAUCAGUUGGCUGGCAAAAUCUGCAGUAGAGUCCAUUGCAUCGGUGCAAAGUAACAUUACCAAAGUUCUUUCAGGCUCUUAAACAGUGGUUUGCACUCUUUUAGUAGAUUCUUGAUCUUUAUCUGGACCGAAAAUGAAAUUUGAUCUUCUGUUCAUAGAAUCACAGUUAUAUAUAACUCAUUUGACAUAUGCAUUUCAAUCCUGAGAUAAAACAAGGUACUAGCAUUUCUUGUGCCAUCAUGACAAUAACAUUGCUCGGUUUUCUAU